CACAACUCGUUUCGUGAUUUUGUUUCCGUGCCACUCAAUCACGGACUCCUCUCGAUCGGGUUAUUCUGAGCUUUUUCUUGAUGCCAGGUCCAUGCAACUCGAAAAAGAAGAAGAAAGCAAUUGCGAAAAAGAACAAGAAGAGUACAUCAGCUAUUCAAGCUACGGCCCUUCCGGAACCUCCCCCCCUCGUUCACGAACUUGAGCCACCUCCAAGCGACAUUGUCUGUACUGUCCAUGAGCCUCCACCUAAACUACCAGCUCCGCAUGUCCAGGAGUUCCAUGAAGAAGUGCUACCGAUCAUCCAUGAUCCCGGAAACGGUCCGCGAGUUCGCGACCUCCGGGGUUUCCUAGCCUCAUUUUUUGCCCAGCCUCCUUCACUGGAAGACCCUCUAUGUGCGGAAUUCUCACAGGAGGAAGUCCUUCAGAUGCUUUGCACCGCGCUGUCGGAGGAAACCGCUAUAGUCCUAUGGUACAAUAAGAGCCGUGCUACUAGUCGCAUCUGUCCAUCAUGCCGACGGCUUUAUCGCCUGGGCGAUAUUUUGCCAGACCUCACUUCGGACGAUGGCGAAAAUCACAUCAAUGAAACUCGUUCACCUUUACUUGCCCGGGAACAGGAGAUAUCAGGUCUUUGUUCUCCUCUCUGCUUCAUCGUUGCGUCGUUCGAGUACCCAGGUGCAAUUAAAACGACUUGGGGUAGAACCGCAGAUCAAAUAGAUGACUUUACAUGGGACCUUCUCAAUGGUCCUGGGGGUGGACAGGGUGACAAGGGGCUCAGUCUCUUACUCAAAAUGGCGCGAUUGCCUGACCUUGGCUUGGGGCAGCUCUGUCUACCUGACAUUGACUUCGAUGCUGAACCUGAGGAUCGAAUCUAUUGCAGGCAAAAUUAUGAACGGGACAAAAUUUCUUAUUAGGUAUUCAUUUCUUUUCGAAGAUCCGCUGUUCUGCUGCAUAUUCACAUCGUUCAUGCUAUCUGGAUCACGGGCCUGCGUACUAUUUACGUGUGUCAAGACUCCAUCGUCAUUAAAUUAGUUGGGCCAAUGCUGGCCCUGGAUGAACUAUCGCUAAAGAAACCGCGUAGAUCUGCUGUGUGUAAAAGACGGGCCGUUGCAUCGUGGGUUUGUUGAAUUAGUGGUUAUGUCAGCAAGAGUCCGUGCCCUAUUCCCACGGUUGUUAGGUGGCUG
This is a messenger RNA of Suillus subalutaceus, 1181 nucleotides long. RefSeq lists its product as uncharacterized. The coding region runs from base 81 to 911 and encodes 276 amino acids. NCBI's taxonomy places the organism in Eukaryota, Fungi, Basidiomycota, Agaricomycetes, Boletales, Suillaceae. The record is from RefSeq and is a predicted model, not a curated record. The transcript has 4 exons.